Messenger RNA from Chaetomium fimeti, 2061 nucleotides. RefSeq lists its product as uncharacterized. Bases 1 to 2061 code for a protein of 686 amino acids. Lineage: Eukaryota; Fungi; Ascomycota; Sordariomycetes; Sordariales; Chaetomiaceae. The transcript is spliced from 6 exons. Gene Ontology annotation, biological process: regulation of DNA-templated transcription. The record is from RefSeq and is a predicted model, not a curated record. Gene Ontology annotation, molecular function: DNA-binding transcription factor activity, RNA polymerase II-specific; zinc ion binding.
AUGGUAUACUGCGGGAAGCCCUCCAAGGGCUGCCAGAUGUGCCGGACCCGACGUAUCAAGUGUGACGAAACGAAACCGAUAUGCAAUCAAUGCACCAAAGCACGGCGUGAAUGCCCGGGUUACAAAGACGCCUUCGACCUCGUCCUCCGCAACGAGAACCUCGCCGCGAAACGUCGAGCCCUAAAGCUUAGCAACCCAAGACGCGGUGGUGCCAGUAAUGCCGGCAAGAAAUCCAAAGCAGCAGCCUCGUCCUCAUCCUCUGCUUCAUCAUCCUCCUCCUCCUCCUCCUCCUCCGCGUCCUCUAAUUCCCCCACAACCCCCCGAUCCCUAUUCACAACCAUCACCCCCACCACCGCCACCAGCAGCAGCCACUUCCCGCCCACCCUUUCCCGACAGCACCAAGAACGAGUCAUCAUCUUCGACCAGGCGCAAGCCCUCUCCCCAACCCCGAUCCACCUCGCCCCGGAGACGCUCGCGCCAUGCCACUUCGUCGCCAACUUCGUGCUGGCCCCGCGGCACGACGGCACGCGCGGCUUCAUGGAAUACCUCGUCCCGCUGCUGGACCGGAGCGCCGCCGCCGCCGCCGCCGGCGGCAGCGGCGGAAGUGAGGCGCACCUGCUGCAUGCGUUCAACGCGUGCGCCCUGGCGUCGCUGGGGAACCGGACGUCGUCGUCCUCGUCGGCUGGCGCCGCUGCCCCUGCGGGGCACAAGAUGGGGCCGGUUCUGGGCGGGGCGAUGCCGGGACAGGUAGGGGUGGCGGCGGGCGGGCAGCGCACGGGGGUGCUGGGGAAGGCGUUUGCUGAGUAUAGCAAGGCGUUGAGGGCUACGCAGGCGGCGUUGGUGGAUCCGGAGAGGUGGAAGGGGGAUGGCGUGCUUGCGGCGGUUUUGUUGUUGGGGAUGUUUGAGAAUAUUACGGCUAAACAGUUGGGUAACAUGGCCUGGGGAUCGCAUGUUGAGGGCGCCCUACAACUUGUCAAGGCCCGCGGGCGGAGCCAGCUGAAGACCAAGAUCGGGGUGCAGUUGUUUAUUGCUGUGAGGACGCAGCUUGUUAUCCACACCCUCUCUACCGGCACCCCUCCACCCAUGGGAACCGACUGGUGGUUGCAGGACGCCGUCUACGACUCAACCGCCUCCGAAUGCCAGCGGCUCAGCCUCCGGACCGGCGAGCUGCGCGCUGAUAUAACCCGCCUUAUGACCGGCGUCACUCGCACUCCGCAGAAUAUCGAGCUUGUUGGCGACUUGAUGCGCCGUGCGCAGCGUUUGGAUGAGCAGGUUGCGGCGUGGAUGGACUCGGUGCCAGACACAUGGCAGUUUAGGACGCUAUGCUGGCAGCUCCAGAGCCUAGCCGUCCCCGGCGGCAAUGACUACUACAGGGCGGAAGUGUUCCCGGGCCGGGUGGACGCAUACAGCGACUUCUGGGUGGCGGGCGUGUGGAACCAGGCACGGACGACAAGGCUUGUCCUUAUGUCUAUCAUAGUCCGCUGUGCCGCGUGGGUGUGCUCGCCCGUAGACUAUCGGACGACACCCGAGUACGCCACUGCGGCAAGAGUAUGUGUGGACACCAUCUCGGACAUCCUGGCCUCGGUGCCGUACUACCUAGGGUGGCACACCAAGAGGAAGGACUUGUUGCCAGAGGACGGAUCGGCGAGCUUUGCCUACGGCGACAACUUUGGGAUAAAGGGGCUUGCUGGGUAUUUCCUGACCUGGCCCCUAGCCUGUAUGCUAACGCAAGAUUACACGACCGAUGCCCAACGAGCAUACAUCAGGGGCAGGCUCAAGCACAUUGGCGACGAGCUGGGGAUCAAAUACGCGCAUAUCUUGUCCCUGCUCAAUGUCCGCGUCCCCUCACUGCUCAUCCGCUCUGAUGGCCUCCUUGCCAGACCCUACCCUAUGGCACACGACUUUGAGAAGCUGAUCUCGUCGGGCCGCCAGGCCUAUCCGCUCCCGAAGGGGUAUGCGGCCGGCCAAGAGCCACCGCAAUCCCGCCAGAGCCAGGGCGGACCGGCAAGUACGUCCGGGUCCAGAACGCGGCCGGCCAUGGAGAAACAGGCUGCUGUGUAA